Messenger RNA from Coccinella septempunctata (seven-spotted ladybird), 1174 nucleotides. RefSeq lists its product as uncharacterized. The transcript has 2 exons. The record is from RefSeq and is a predicted model, not a curated record. Lineage: Eukaryota; Metazoa; Arthropoda; Insecta; Coleoptera; Coccinellidae. The coding region runs from base 40 to 1014 and encodes 324 amino acids.
UCAGACUAUAGACAGUUCAACUUUUUGACUGGCCUGAAGAUGAAGUUCCUUAUCCUCGCACUCUCUACCAUUGCCGUGGCAUCAGCCGCUUUCUUCGGAGGUAAAACCGUCAACGUCUUGGACGAUGGCAGCAUCGUGGUACGCACCGACACCGGUAAGCAGAUCAUGAUCUCCAAGAAGAUGGGACCUCUCGGCCAACACGUUAUGGAGAUCGACGUCACCGGACCAUUCACCAUGGGCAAGAAGAUCCAAAUCGACGAGAGCAACCAAGUCCGAGUAUCCCCAGGUACUGGCACCUUCGACAUGGAAACCGCCGACCUGAUGGACAGACUCAAGAGGUCCCCCAAGGUCACCACCGCAGCUACCCAAGCCGACGCCUUGGCCGAAAUCAUGAAGGAAUUCCAGGGCAUCAUCAACGAAGCCGGAUACGAAAAAUUCUUGGCCAAAUUACAGAAGUCUGUCACUAAGGGUAAGCUCGACGCUUCCGUCGUGGACUACAUCCAGAACUUGGCUGAAACUAUGCCAUGGCACACCGUUGCUCCUACCACCACCACUACAACUGGUAACGCUCAAGUCCAAUACCCAGCUUCGACCGUACAAGGUGUGGUUGGAACCAGACAGCUACCCUGGUACAUGUGCAACGACAUCGCCUGCUUCAAACAGAUGAUGAUGAUGAACGGUAUUUACCAAAAAGCCCCAUUGAUGACCUACGAUCAAUACAUGAGGAUGAACAUGUACAACAACAUGCGCAUGAACCCAAUGUACAACGGACAAAUGAGCCCAAUGAACUACCACAGCAUGUACCCAGUUAACAUGGGUCUGAACCAAGGCUACCCAAUCAGAGAAGGUGCAAUUGACACCGGAUUCGUCAACAAUGACUUGGCCGCAAGGAAGAACUUCUGGAGCACCUACAUGAACAGGCUCAACAUGAACUCUUUCGGUACCCCAUACGACGAACAGCAACAACCAAUGCCAAUCAACAGGGAGGUUGCUGACAACAAACUUUACUUCUGAGGAGAUGGAAAAAGCUAACGACUGAAUUUUUUCGUUAUUUUUUUGUAUAAAUUGUUAUUAAAAAAAUUAUUUUAUGAUUGCGUGGCAUCCAUUAGGAAAACUAAUGGGUCGAGCAGGAUUCGAAUGUACAUAAACAAUUAAAUGUUUGUAUUAUUAAAAA